UGUCACGUGCCUCACCUCGACGUUGGUCUUCGCAGGAGUCCGUGUUUCUUCUGGUGGUGCAAGGGCGUGACCCUGGCUUUUUUGCUGGCGGCUUGCGUGACCUUGCCGUCGGUGGGUGCUCGACGACGGCGCAUCUUUCAUGACUGCACCGAGCGCCAUCUGGAGGAGUCUGAAGACAUCGCGGACCUGGUGGUCAGCGCCACCGUGGAGCGACUGCUGCACGGAGGGGCCCAGGUGAGCGCCCGCGUGAAGCGCGUCUUCAAGGGCCCCCGCGAGCUGAACGGCUCCGUGGUGCUGGUCGAAGGGCUGGACGGCGAGGGCCUGUGCGACGCCAAGCUGAGGGAAGGAGACACGCGGCUGUUCCUGCUCGAGGAGGUGGCCGCCUCCAUGGCUCGCACCAGGGUCCUGGCCAGUCCGCUGCGGGUCACCCUGCCCAACCUUGACAAGCUACAGGCGGCCGUCCACGACGAGCCGUAUCGUAGAAGACUGCACGAAAGGGACCUGCCCUGCGAGUCCAAGUAUUGCCCGUGGAACGGCGACUGCAACGAGAGCCGCCUCGGGGUGGCCCAGUGCAGCUGCCCGGGCAGCUGCGCCUACGAUCCGCUGGCUGUGCCCGUCUGUGGCCUGGACGGCGUCACCUACGCCAGUCGCUGCAAGCUUCGCGUCGACUCGUGCCGGCAGCAGAAGCGACUCUGGGCGAAGACGCUCGGGGCCUGCCAGAAGCAGCCGCUUUUCUACUCACCCAGGAGUUACCUGCGUUGACACUCCGCUUGAUUUCUCUUUUGAGGCGCCCUGCAGGGCGUCCUUAAAAACCUAAGCCGCGGUCGCACUGCCAGUGCAUCAUAUGGCCUUGUCAAGCUGCACGUGUUGCAACUUUUUGCCCCAGCUACCAUCUUUCCUGGUGAAAGAAAAAUAAAAUGAUUGAUUGAUUGAAAA
Molecule: messenger RNA, 936 nt
Organism: Ixodes scapularis (black-legged tick)
Lineage: Eukaryota; Metazoa; Arthropoda; Arachnida; Ixodida; Ixodidae
Product: agrin
Exons: 4
Biological process (GO): G protein-coupled acetylcholine receptor signaling pathway; anatomical structure development; receptor clustering
Molecular function (GO): laminin binding; calcium ion binding; collagen binding
Source: RefSeq, a predicted model, not a curated record